Messenger RNA from Eurytemora carolleeae, 2176 nucleotides. RefSeq lists its product as uncharacterized. Lineage: Eukaryota; Metazoa; Arthropoda; Copepoda; Calanoida; Temoridae. The record is from RefSeq and is a predicted model, not a curated record. The coding region runs from base 40 to 1896 and encodes 618 amino acids. The transcript is spliced from 7 exons.
GGGAAGCAAAUAUGUUGCUGUUCGCCAGAAACCUUCACCAUGGUUCAGUUUCGGGAUGGGAGAAAUUGGAUCCCUUUAUUACUAUUAAGUUUCUUCUUAGUUCAGGUUGAUGUUCAAUCCCUUUAUUUACGUUCCACAGAUUCUUUAAUUACCUUGGAUUCCUGGCCGAUAGUUGAAGGUGACCUCCUGUAUGUCUGCUCGGCUAACUUGACGUACAGUGUUCCUGAUACUGUACAGGACGCUGACCUUUCAUGUACAGAGUACACUUCGUCAGCUGUAACGAGUUUUGACAGCUUCACACAUAGCCAAAGUUUCGUUCAUACCACUGGAGAUGAUCUUUAUAACUGUCAGACAACCCUGACCUACACUCCUACUGACACUGUGACUGACGCUGAGCUCAAUUGUCUUGGACCUUACACAGACGCUGCAAAGUGCUUUUCUUCCUCUAGCUCAAGCUCAAGCAGUUCAUCAAGUUCUUCUUCUUCUUCUUUCAGCUCUUCAUCAAGCUCAAGCUCAAGUUCAAGUUCCUCGUCAAGUUCUUCCUCAUGUUCUAGCUUCUCCUCAAGUUCAAGUUCUAGCUCAUCAUUAAGUUCAAGUUCUUCCUCAAGUUCAAGCCUUUCCUCAUGUUCAUGCUCCUAUUUAAGUUCAAGCUCAAGCUCAAUUUCAAGUUUUUCAUACAGUUCAUCUUCAUCUUCAAGUGAAUUGGAUUGCCUCUGUGAAACAUCAAGCUCUUCAAGUAGCAGCUCCUCCGGCUCUUCAAGUAGCAGCUCCUCCAGCUCUUCAAGUAGCAGCUCUUCCAGCUCUUCAAAUAGCAGUUCCUCCAGCUCUUCAAGUAGUAGCUCCUCCAGCUCUUUAAGUAGCAGCUCAUCCAGCUCUUUAAGUAGCAGCUUAUCCAGCUCUUCAAGUAGUAGCUCCUCAAGCUCUUCAUGUAGCAGCACUUUAAGCAGUUGUUCUUCCAGCUCUUCAAGUAGUAGCUCAUCAAGCUCUUCAAGCAGUAGCUCCUCCAGCUCCUCCAGCUCUUCGAUCAGCAGCUCUUCCAGCUCUUUAAGUAGUGGCUCAUCUAGCUCUUCAAGUAGCAGUUCCUCCAGCUCUUCAAGUAGUGAGCUUGAUUGUUUAUGUGAAACAAGCUCUAGUUCCAGUUCCAGUCAGAGUUUUGGAUCCUGUUCUAGUUCUAGCUCCAGUUCCAGCUCUAGUUCCAGUUCUAGCUCUAGCUCCUGUUCCAGCUCUAGCUCCAGAUCUAGCUCUAGUUCUAGUUCCAGUUGUAGCUCUAGCUCCAGUUCCAAUCCUAGCUCCCGUUCAAGCUCUAGCUACAGCAGUUCCAGUUCCAGUUCUAGCUCUAGUUCCAGCUCUAGAUCAAGUUCCAGCUCUAGAUCAAGUUCCAGCUCCAGCUCCAGCUCCAGCUCCAGCUCCAGCUCUACCACAACAACAACCACAACUACCACAUCAACAACCACAAUCACAACAACAACAACCACAACAACAACAACUACUACAACAACAUCAACAACAACUACAGCAUGUGAUGGAUGCAACUGUCCCCAAGAAAUUUUCAUAGACCCAAAUGACUCUGCCUACCCGUUUAGUACUUUUGUCACCUCUCCAGACUAUCCUAACAAGUACCCUGCUGAUCAAGAUUGUACCUGGACAAUAAGGGCCACUUCCGGUAAAAUCAAUGUCGUCUUUGAUUCCUUCAAUAUUCAAUGGAACUCAUCCUGUGCAAAUGAUUAUCUCAAGAUAAGACCUGUUCAAAAGUACAGAUCUGCAACACUUUGUGGAGCUAAAGUUCCAUCUGGUUUCAAUUUAAUCUCGAAAGCAGAUACUCUUGUUCUCCAGUUCAGUUCUGAUUCUGCAACCCAGAAAUCCGGAUUCAGAGCAUUCAUAACAGCUAUUGGAUAAAUCUUGCAAAACUGUUGCCAGGAAAAAGGAUGGAAAGAAGAAUAAGAUUAUUGUACCUGAAAAUAUUUAUUGUUGUUGAAUCCUAUUUAUUUUGUUUAUGUAAUAAUUGUAUUUAGUUGUUGAUUCACAAGUUAAUUGAUAUGAGAAUAUUUAGAUUUAAGGGCUAAUAUAUAGUGUUCAAUUUGAAGUAAUUGCAAGGAAACUAUUUUAAACGUAAAAUCUGUCCAGCAAUUACUGAAAUUUAGAAUUUAACUACUAAAAUAGAUUUAACUAUAUCUGA